CCCGGCGCCUCCAUCACGUCACUUCCGGGCGGUCUGGCCGCUCUCACUUAUAUACAGCGCUCAGCUUCCGGUCUCCCUCCUUUUCUGUAGCGGCCGCAUACAGUGAACAUGCCUCUCGCUAAGGAUCUCCUGCACCCGUCCCCUGAGGAGGAGAAGAGGAAGCACAAGAAGAAGCGCUUGGUCCAGAGCCCCAACUCCUACUUCAUGGAUGUAAAGUGUCCAGGAUGUUAUAAGAUCACCACGGUGUUCAGCCAUGCCCAGACGGUCGUCCUGUGUGUGGGCUGCUCCACGGUCCUCUGCCAGCCCACCGGCGGCAAGGCGCGACUGACAGAGGGUUGCUCUUUCAGGCGGAAGCAGCAUUAGAUGGCGCUGACCCGGAGACGUCUGGCGGGAGCGUUGACUGCACUCGGCGGGGGCGGCUCUGCUCACACCCGGGACACUGUGGCCUGUACCCCUGACUGUCAAUAAAUUUUGGAUACAAAUUUCA
This is a messenger RNA of Bufo bufo (common toad), 487 nucleotides long. It is a transcript of the gene RPS27, whose product is annotated as ribosomal protein S27. Gene Ontology annotation, cellular component: cytosolic small ribosomal subunit; ribosome. Gene Ontology annotation, biological process: translation; ribosomal small subunit assembly. The record is from RefSeq and is a predicted model, not a curated record. The coding region runs from base 109 to 363 and encodes 84 amino acids. NCBI's taxonomy places the organism in Eukaryota, Metazoa, Chordata, Amphibia, Anura, Bufonidae. Gene Ontology annotation, molecular function: RNA binding; structural constituent of ribosome. The transcript is spliced from 4 exons.